This is a messenger RNA of Aspergillus tanneri, 2190 nucleotides long. RefSeq names its product cytochrome P450. Lineage: Eukaryota; Fungi; Ascomycota; Eurotiomycetes; Eurotiales; Aspergillaceae. Gene Ontology annotation, molecular function: heme binding; monooxygenase activity; oxidoreductase activity, acting on paired donors, with incorporation or reduction of molecular oxygen. The record is from RefSeq and is a predicted model, not a curated record. The transcript has 11 exons. Bases 1 to 2190 code for a protein of 729 amino acids.
AUGUUUUCUCUCUUUCUUGCCUUUUUGGCCUCGAGGCCAGCUCUAGCUUCCAGGGAUACCUUUUAUCCCCCUCUGAACCACACCACCUACAUCACCGACACCUCGCUAGGACCGUAUGGUGGCAUCUACACCGCGCCUGAGGAUCAUGCCAGCCCACACUCGCAUGACGAUGUCUACAAUUACUGCUCCAUGCCCCAUCCACGCGCAGAAACCUACUCUCUGCCAAGUCCGGUCGCGAACAACUCCGUCUCGGCGCGUCUGGUCUAUCUGGAGUAUCUGCAACGUCACCAACGUCGCACACCGUACAAUAUCCUGCCUGGCGGCGAGAACCAGCCUUACAACUGCGACAAAGUCCACGCUCAUCUGUACGCCGCUCCAGCUCAUGGUGUUUCCCCUGCGCAGAGCUCCGCGGGUGGAGUCCUUCGUGGGAUCUGGCCACACCAUAAAGGUUCUAUCUCGCUACAUCAGCAGGCCUCUGGUAUCGACACGGUCGAUCGUGGGUUUCCCUGUGCUGCGCAGAGUUCACUGCUGUCAACGAUCCAAUCGUCCCCGGAAUGGAAGGAGCAUCUGUCUGUGACGCAGUCGCUGCGGAAUCGUCUCGCUGUGCUCUUUGAUGCCAAUACAUCAAGCUGGAUGUCUACCUUCGAUCACUUCGCCGAUAACUUUCAGGCACGUCUUUGUAAUGGAUACGAGCUGCCCUGUCAGUUGGACGGCUCUGGAUGCGCAACAAUGGACGAUGCGUACACGGUCUUCCGUGCCGGUGACUGGGAAUGGAAUUACUGGUGGCGAUAUAAUGCCAACGCGACGAGAUAUAUCCAGCUUGUAGAGGGGCUGUUCAUCGGUGAGAUAGUGCGGAAGCUGGAGGUGGUGCAGCGGCGGAAUUCCGAACUGGUGUAUAGCCAUACUUUUGUUCAUGAUGGGGAUGGAGACAUCGACGUCGGAACUCUCCGUACUCUAGCCAACCCUACUGAGCCUUCUUGGUUACAAACGUCCAACCUUCCAACCAUCAAUGCCUACCCCGGGGACUUCAGGAAGAAAAAAGCGCGAGCAGUAUUUCUUUCAGACGCGAAAAACCUCCUUCAGGAGGGAGCAAAAAAGUUCAACGGCCCGUUCCGUAUCAUCACCACUCUUGGAUCUCGAGUUAUACUUCCCGAGUCUUGGACUUUAUGGGUGAAGAAUUGUCCGGAUCUUGACCAUCCUCAGCUUGUUCGCGAUACGAAGUUGAAUCAGAGUAGUCACUGGCACCCCAUAGACUUCCCCCAGGACAUGAUCCAUUUCAUCGCCCGCAUAUCAUCAUGUAUCUUCGUCGGACCUGAGCUAUCUCGCAACCCAGAAUGGCAAGACAUUAUCGUCAACUACACCCUCACAUUCUUCUACAGCGUGCGCGCUCUGCGCCACUGGCCCGGCUUCCUUCGUCCUGUCAUCCACUGGGUAGUACCCGAAUGCCGCAGAGCACGGUACCAAGUCCGUCGAGCCCAUGACAUCCUCACCCCUGUCUUGGAGAGCCGAGCAGCGAUGAAACAAGCCGCAAAUGCCGAAAAUUGCAGUUUGAAAUUCGACGAUAGUAUCGAAUGGAUGGAGGAGGUAGCCAGAGGUCGGUCUUUCGACCCCGUAGCUGCGCAGUUGGACUAUCUUGGAUAUAUGUAUGCAUUCGGGGAGCUGAUCCAGACCCUACGAGAGGAAAUUAUGAAUGCGGUCGGGGAAAGUGGAUGGACGACAGCGGGAUUGUUCAAGAUGAAGCUACUUGAUAGUGUCAUCAAGGAGACUCAACGGCUGAAACCUGGUGCUCUAGUGAACCUUGAGCGCAAAACUAUUAAUAAGGUCACUCUCCCGAACGGUAUGGUUCUUCCCUGCGGCACCAGCGUCGCAGUGGAAUGUACCACCUGGUCAGACGCAGAGACGUAUCCCUCUCCUGAGAGGUACGAUGGAUAUAGAUUUUUGAAAAUGCGAGAGCAGGGCGAUACCACGGCGGUUCUAUCGUCAACUAGUCCCAAACAUGUCGCGUUUGGGAUCGGACGGUCGAUUUGUCCUGGGAGAUUCCUCGCAGCCAACGAGGCUAAGAUUGUGGUGGCUAAGAUCUUACUUGAUUAUGAUAUUCGACUGGAGGAGGGGUAUCAGCCUUACGUGGUUCAUUAUGGUUUUGAGAUGUUGAGCGAUCCAUCGGCGAGGGUGGAGGUUAGGAGGCGUUGA